UUUUUUUUUUUUUUUUUUUGCUAAAUCGCGAAGUCGUCAAUACCAAUUAGAUUUCUCUUCCGCACAUCAAUCACAUCCACAAAUUCUCUUCUCCGCUCUCUAAAGGUUCUGAUUUUGAUAAUCGACGCUGCGAUCUGGUCAUCGCUCACCCACAAUCGUUACUUUUACACACAUACAUACAUACAAAUAACAAUAUAUCCCUUAUUUAAUUCGGAAGCCCGCGACACGAGAUUAAUAAAACCCACAGAGAACCCACACCACACCAUACCAUACCUUGGCUCGGACGAACAGCAGACGAAUACGCUACGCUGGACAAACAAAAGGGCUAGCUGGUCUAUCUUACCAUCAAUCUACCACUUUUGCGAUACUGUACAUACUUCAUACCUCGAUCUACAAUAAACCGCUCCCCGAACAAUCAUCCAAGAUGAAGACCGCAUUCGCCACAACGCUCCUCGCCGCGCUCUGCGCAACCCUCGCCAGCGCCGGUGUCGUUAUCACACCCAUCCACCAGAACCAGAUCGUGCCCAAGGCGAGCAACGACUGCUUCUUCGGCCAAACGACUCCUUUCGGCUGCGGUCCUGUCCGCUCGUGACGAGCCCGCGCUCACGUUUCUUUCCACGUCUUGAACUAGAGAGAGAGAGGUCCGUUGGAGUGGUAGAUCUGGUUCCGAGGGACGAACAAGGAAAGCGCCGGCGUUGGGUAAAUAAAUAGAUCUUGAGGUUCUUGAGAGAGAUUACUUCGGUCACUUGGAUACAGUCAAGUUAAUGGUUACAUGGAGAAGAUCGCGAAGGAAGAUUUGUGGUUGUGAAAUUCGGUAUCGAAUGUGUGGCAUUGUGUUUGAGCCUAUGUAACUUUGUGGUUAUUGAUUUUCGUCGUUACAACUGGGAAAUACAAAAUUGACUUCGCAAUUCGUAAA
Molecule: messenger RNA, 916 nt
Organism: Daldinia loculata
Lineage: Eukaryota; Fungi; Ascomycota; Sordariomycetes; Xylariales; Hypoxylaceae
Exons: 2
Coding region: 425-592 (55 amino acids)
Source: RefSeq, a predicted model, not a curated record